Penicillium subrubescens is the source of this 1758-nucleotide messenger RNA. RefSeq lists its product as uncharacterized. The coding region runs from base 1 to 1758 and encodes 585 amino acids. Lineage: Eukaryota; Fungi; Ascomycota; Eurotiomycetes; Eurotiales; Aspergillaceae. The transcript is spliced from 3 exons. The record is from RefSeq and is a predicted model, not a curated record.
AUGGAGGUUGCACCGCUGACCUUGGCCCACACCCACGCACGCAACGCCGUCCUCGAAACUCGCAAGUCCAACCCCGUUGCUGCUAGCGAGGAACAUGAUCUGGCCGCCGGUGAGUUUGCGACCGCCGCCCAGAGCACUUCCGAUCAAGAGGCCCUCCGUACCUUGCGGCUCCUCGAGCAUCACCACAAGAAGCUAGCCGAGAUAUUAAGAUUCCAGCAUGAGCACCCUAAUAGUGCAGCUGUUGGAGCAGCGUCCGCUGCUUCCCCUAGCAACACAACGGCCCAGCCUUCUGUAACCGAUGCGCGGGCCGUCAAGGUUGCAAGCCAAGAUGCCCAAGGCCAACCUCCGAGACUGCCAGGCAAUCCUCGCUUGCCAAGUCGCGAGUCUUCCUCCAUCGCUAGUAAUCUGGCGUCUGCGAGAGGUAUACCUGCUCAUCCUCGCCGUGGGUCGCCAGUGUCACCGACCCUUUCCACGCAGCAAGCCGGAGCAAAGAUGAUCGACGGGCCAUCAAAAAUCAGAACAGGAGAGUCAAGAACGCGAGACGCCUCAGCAAAGAAUCAGAACAGUCGCACAACUAGACAGCCCUGGUCUCCGCCGUUGCCCAGUCCCACCGAUGUCAUGUCUCAGCAAGUUGUGCCUUCGGAAGCUGCCGAGUCAACUCCUUCAAAAGACCAACCAUCCCCUACAGAGGAUUCUUUCCAGCGGUUCUACUCUACCUUUGAAGGUUUGAUCUCCAGAAUUUCUGCACCUCUAGCGUUUGCAGGUCUUCCUUUGGGAGCGGACGAUGCUACAAAAUCGACAUCGGCCAAUCGGAAAUCUCCCGCAGAGACUAAGCUGGACCGCCAUCAUGCCACUUCAGACCGCAAAUCUACCUUCAAGGAGCCAGACGUGAACCGACUAUUUUCGAGAGCAGCUCUGCGUUCUAUCCAUGACAUGCCCGGUACUGGCCCUGGAAACCCGGCCGAGUCUUUCUAUGUUGUUCCUACAACUGGAGGAACGAUGUCAUAUGCAGGAAUUCUGUCUCGGGCUGAGAAAGAGGCACGUCGAAGUAGCUUCGAGGAAGGCGAGGAUGACUUUGUAGAUGCGCGAGAAACUCCUUCGUCUCCUGAGUUGCGACAUAGUAUCAGCAGUGCUUCGCGGGUAUCACGCCGUGGUGCCUCUGACAAACUCACGACCCUACAGAAUCCGAAGACAUUGGAAGAACUGCAGAUGGAGAAUCAGGCUCUGAAACAACUAUCAGAUACUCUGUCGAAACGCUUACACAUGUGGGAGGUCAAUGCACAAUCCUCAUCCGUGGCGCUACAGCAGUCUCUAAGAGCCAUGCACCACCAUAAUUCUGGAGCUUCGGAGUACUAUACACAGGGCUCCCCGGCGGCCAUUUCCCCAACGGCAACGCUCACCGCGGCACCGGGUACUUCAGAUGCCGAUGCCCGGGUCAAAGAGCUGGAGGAUCUCGUCCGCCGCGGCGAACAGGAGCUGGACCGGGUAGGCCGUGAAAACGACAAACUCAACAAAGUACUUGGACGGUAUCGUGAUCGCUGGGAGAAGUUGAAGGAGGGUGCGAAGACAAGACGUGCAGAAGGUCGCUCGGCAGAUGGUCCAAGCAACCCAAGCACACCACUUGUGGGUAGCAAGAAAACCGAUCUUCCCCCGUCGCCGCAGCUGGGGAAUAAUGGUCCGUCAGGCAAAGCGGCUACUAGGAGAAGCUCUGGAUCAGAGCCAGAAGGCCUUGGGCUCGAAAAGAAUGCGGGUAACUAA